AUGGAGCAGGAAUCACAGCAAACUGCAAGCACCGAAAACGACAUGUCGGACCCUGCUUUGGCUGACCUGGAUUGUGCUGUUAAAGUAGAACUCGACACGGACAACAGCUCUUCUGAAGUAGGCCAUCUGUCGAGUGUGUCUCAAGCUUUGUUUCAUAAUGAAGAAGCAGAUGAAGAAGAGGAUGAAGAUGGCAGUGAUGAUGACAGUGGCACAGACAACUUUAACAUUGAAAAGUCAGGGACCCAGCUGCAGAGAUGUGAGCGAUCUGGAGGAGGGAGUCUUCCUGACACGUUCCAGACCAGCCACCUGCUGUUCUAUGAGAGGUUCAAGGUGUACCAGGACUACAUGCUCGGGGACUGUAAGCCCUCAGAGGUGAAGACCUUCUCAGCAGACUACCUGGAGAAAGUGUUGGAGCCGUGUGACUGGUUGGCUCUAUGGACUACUGAUGUCUUUGAUGUUCUGGUUGAGGUGAAAGAUUUGGACCUGAAGGAUCUGAAGGCAUGUGUAAGGCUGGUGCUGCCACUGCAGUGUGACACCAGAGGCUGUGAACUCACUGAAGAUGCCAUGAAAUCUCUUCUGGAGGCAACUCAGCAUAAAGUCCCCCUACAGCAACUGCAGGUGGUCUAUGAGGAGUCUGGGGACUUUGAUCAGACUGCCCUUGCUCUUGAGCACCUCAGGUUUUUCUACAAACACAUCUGGAGGCAGUGGGAUGAGGAAGAUGAAGAUGAUGAUUUUGACUACUUUGUGCGUUGUGUGGAGCCUCGUCUCAGACUCUACUACGACGUGCUAGAGGACAGAGUCCCAGCAGGCCUGGUGAUAGAAUACCAGUCCUUACUGGAAAAGUGCUCCCAGUGCUUCCAGCAGUUUUCUGUGCUGCGCAGCACCCUGAGCACUGACUCCGACUCUGAGCUGGAUAAUGUGUCCAUGGUUGAGGGCCUGAAGCUGUGCGACCAGCUGGAGACAUUCAAACGCAAGCUACACAUCAUUGAGAACCCCCUGUUGAGGUAUGUGCUAGCCUACAAAGGAAAUACCAGGCAGCAAUGUGUGCAGAGCCGUGGCCCCAGAGAAUCGGGUAUGAAGGUGGUUCAUGUGGUUACAGCCUCUUGCAGCUCUAUCCAGCUUCAGUCUCUCCUAAGUGCCAGACUGAUGCCUCUCUGUGCCUCUGAGGAUGCUGAGAUCCAGUUCCACAGAGAGCCAGUAUCAGCAGUGGAUUCAUGCCAUCAGGGUGACGUGGUGAUUGUUCUCCCAGGGAUCUACUGUGUCAACAGUUCCAUUUUCAUACCAGAUUCCAUCACCAUGGAAGGCUUUGGGUUCCCUGAUGAAGUGGUGAUUGAGAAGAAAAACAAAGGCGACUCAUUUGUGGAGUCGACAGGAGCUGAUGUCAGACUGUCCAACAUCAAGUUCAUCCAACAUGAUGCUAUUGAAGGCAUUCUGUGUGUGCGUCAGGGAACUCUGAACAUGGAAAACUGUGUGCUGCAGUGUGAGACCACCGGAGUUAUUGUCCGAACAUCUGCCCGUCUCACCAUGAACAUGUGUGACCUGUAUGGCUCCAAGGGGGCAGGUGUGGAGAUUUACCCUGGCAGUGUUUGCAGUCUGGUUGGUAAUGGCAUCCAUCACUGCAAGGACGGGAUCCUCAUCAAGGACUUUGCUGAUGAGCUAGAUGUGAUGCCAUCCAUUACCAUGGAGAACAAUGUGGUCCACAACAAUGAAGGCUACGGGGUGGUUCUAGUGAAACCCAACAAUGCAGAACAGCACAGUGGUUCUGUGGAAAAAAGUGAAGACCCAGCUGCAAACAAACAGGAAAAAAUGACCGACUUAAUCUCCACAUUGUCAAUGUCUUCAUCAUCAUCAUCGUCAUCAUCAGUGACAUCAACAACCACUACCCCGACGAGUAGCAGCAGCUCAGCUGGUCCUCAGCCUGAGUCAGCAGACAACAACAGCACAGGUGGUGACAUGGCCUCCGCAGGCCGGAAGUGGCAGUUAAAUCAUCAGCUGAGCAGAAACAAAGAGAUGUCUUGCAGUCGAGCAGUCGAGGAUCUGAUGGACCACCAGAUCUUUGUCUCUAUUCAAGGAAACCAGUUUAGACGCAAUGGCAUGGGUGACUUUGGGACCUUUUUCUACUGAUCAGGACUUGAGACUGAACGUUGACACUGUAAGAACACAGUUUUUAACAUCCAUUAUAUGUGAUUUUGGGCAAAAAAUAUUACAUGACAGCAGAAUGAUUUUUUUUGCUUGCCAUGAAAUGAGAUUUUUGCUGAUACACUAUCUAUUGAGGAGGUAUAAAGACAGUUGUAAGAGAGGAAGUGAAUUGUGGUCAUUUACUGUAUAAGCUGGCUUUGUGUGUUUCUAUCAGCACUUUGAACUUGGCACACAGUGAUGAUGAAUGGAUCCCUGCUUUUGUUUUUGCACUCAUGCUUUUAUCCUAUUUAUUCCUUUGGGCUUCUGAUACUACAAAAUCUUCUUGUGCAUGCAAUUCUUUUAGUUUGAAAUCCACUUGUCAAUUUUAGUGUGACAAAAUGUUAUUUUCUAGGUCGUGGCUUGUUGAAAGCAGUGUUGAUUGUUUAAAGUUCACAGUUUUUGUCGUCAUGAGAUACAUUUGAUUUUCACUUGGUGUCUCUCGUCUUUUUAAAGGUGUAAGUCAUGUACUUUGGGGUUACGGGAAGUUUCAGCAUUCAGGUUGACAUGUUCUGUAAGCAGAAGUCCAAUAAAAAUAAACUGAGGUUUUAUAAUUUA
Molecule: messenger RNA, 2733 nt
Organism: Stegastes partitus (bicolor damselfish)
Lineage: Eukaryota; Metazoa; Chordata; Actinopteri; Pomacentridae
Gene: shcbp1
Product: SHC SH2-domain binding protein 1
Exons: 13
Coding region: 1-2124 (707 amino acids)
Biological process (GO): fibroblast growth factor receptor signaling pathway
Source: RefSeq, a predicted model, not a curated record